This is a messenger RNA of Eruca vesicaria subsp. sativa (arugula), 2642 nucleotides long. The record is from the annotation of a GenBank genome assembly. Lineage: Eukaryota; Viridiplantae; Streptophyta; Magnoliopsida; Brassicales; Brassicaceae.
GCAGAUCUGAGGUUUGAGAUAUGACGAGUUCAGAGGUUUCAGUGAAAGUUAAUCAUCACGGAGGAGGAGGAGGAGGAGGAGGGCAAAAUUGUAAUUUAAAACGUGUUGUUAAUGAAGAAGAAGAGGCUAUCUAUAGAGAGCUUUGGCAGGCUUGUGCUGGUCCGCUCGUGACGGUGCCUCGACAAGGUGAUAGAGUCUUCUACUUCCCUCAGGGACACAUUGAACAGGUGGAGGCAUCGACAAACCAGGCUGCAGAACAGCAGAUGCCUCUUUACGAUCUUCCUUCUAAGAUUCUUUGUAGAGUCAUUAAUGUUGAUUUAAAGGCAGAGGUAGACAAUGACGAAGUUUAUGCGCAGAUUAUGCUUCUUCCAGAGCGUAAUGAAGAUGAGAAUGCAAUUGAGGAAGAGGAGCCUCCUCCUCCACCACCGAGGUUUCAUGUACACUCGUUCUGCAAAACCGUGACUGCGUCUGAUACAAGUACACAUGGUGGAUUUUCUGUGCUUAGGCGGCAUGCGGAGGAAUGUCUCCCACAUCUGGAUAUGUCAGGUCAGCCUCCUACUCAGGAGUUAGUUGCAAAAGAUUUGCAUGGUAAUGAGUGGCAUUUCAAGCAUAUUUUCCGAGGUCAACCACGAAGACAUUUGCUUCAGAGUGGAUGGAGUGCGUUUGUUAGCGCCAAGAAUCUGGUUGCUGGCGAUGCAUUUAUCUUUCUAAGGGGUGAGAAUGGAGAGUUACGUGUGGGUGUAAGGCAUGCAAUGAGACAUCAGGGCAAUGUGCCAUCAUCUGUUAUAUCAAGCCACAGCAUGCAUCUUGGAGUAUUGGCCACCGCGUCGCAUGCUAUUUUAUCAGGAACCAUGUUUACAGUCCACUAUAAACCAAGGUUUUGUUUUGUUCUAGCUAACAUGACAGCUUUGAGGACAAGUCCAUCCGAGUUUAUUGUCCCGUUUCAUCAGUAUAUGAAGUCUGUGAAAAAUAACUACUCCAUAGGCAUGAGGUUUAAAAUGAGAUUUGAAGGUGAAGAGGCUCCUGAGCAGAGAUUUACUGGCACAAUUGUUGGGAUUGAAGACUCUGACCCCACGAGGUGGGCAAAUUCAAAGUGGAGAUCCCUCAAGGUAAGAUGGGAUGAGACUUGUAGUAUUCCUCGCCCUGAAAGAGUAUCUCCGUGGAAGAUAGAGCCAGCUCUUGCUUCUCCCGCUUUGAAUCCUGUCCCCAUGACCAGGCCUAAGAGGCCCAGAUCGAAUAUGGCUCCUCCUUCAUGCCCUAACAAUCCUAUGCACAUAAAAGAAGGCUCAUCUAAGGUGAACUUGUACCCUUUACCGACAAGUGGACUUUCAAGAAGGGUCUUGCAAGGUCAAGAAUACUCGUCCUUGAGAACAAAACAUGCUGAGAGUGUAGAGUGCGAUGCUCCUGAGAGUUCUGUUGUGUGGCAAUCCUCAGCGGAUGAUGACAAGGUUGAUGUGGAUUCCAGAAGAUAUGAGAACUGGAUGUCCUCAGGUAAGAAAGCAAAUUACACGGAUUUGCUUUCUGGCUUUGGGGCAAACGUGGAUCCAUCUUACUGUCGUUACAUACCUUUUCAUGACUAUUCAUCAUCACCCUCAGCGGCUGCAAAGAAAAACCUCAGUGAUCAGGAUGGCAAGUUUGAUUAUCUUGCUAGCCAGUGGCAGAUGAUGAACUCUGGUCUUCCCAUGAAGUUAAAUGAAUCUCCUAAUAUCCCUUCAGCAUCUGAUGUCUCGUUCCAAGGGCAAGGUAAUGCCAAAUAUGGCGAUUAUCCGGUGCUUCAAGCUGCUGGUGGUAACUGGCCAAUACGUCCCUGUGCUUUGAAUUAUUUCGAGGGAGCGCUUCAUGCUCAGACGCAAGCUCAGGCUAGGGAGCAUGUAACAAAACAACCUGUGAUGGUACAAGAGGAGACGGCAAAGACAGGAGAUGGGAACUGCAGGCUGUUUGGUAUUCCUCUUGUCAACAACGUGAAUGAGACCGUUUCAACAAUGUCUCAGAAAAACAACUUGAAUGAGACCUCAGGGUUUACACAGAUGGCAUCUCCGAAGGUUCAGGAUCUUUCUGAUCAUUCAAAAGGGUCAAAAUCGACAAAUGAUCAUCGUGAGCAGAGCAAACCAUCCCUGGCUAAUCAUCAUCCUCAUCCAAAGGACGGUCCUAGUAAAACAAACUCAAGUAGGAGCUGCACAAAGGUUCACAAGCAAGGGAUUGCACUUGGCAGGUCAGUGGAUCUCUCAAAGUUCCAGAACUACAAGGAGUUAAUAGCUGAGUUGGAUAUGCUGUUUGAGUUCAAUGGAGAGUUGAUGGCUCCUAAGAAAGAUUGGCUGAUAAUUUACACAGAUGAUGAGGAUGAUAUGAUGCUUGUAGGAGACGAUCCUUGGCAGGAGUUUUGUGGCAUGGUUCGCAAGAUCUUCAUAUACACGAAAGAGGUAGUCAUGAAGAUGAAUCCAGGAACUAUAAGCUGUAGGAGUGAGGAAGAUGCAAAAGAUGCGAAGUCUGCUUCCAAUCCUUCAUUGUCCAGCGAACUCUUGAACCAAAAGAACCAACACACCCUACAAGCCCAGGGAGAUGUAGAACCCAAACCAGGAGGAGGGUUUGAUGGUGGAGCCUGGAGAGCUAAAAAGGGGAUUAUGGGGGGGUAUAAGAUAUGA